Hyaloperonospora brassicae is the source of this 3837-nucleotide messenger RNA. NCBI's taxonomy places the organism in Eukaryota, Oomycota, Peronosporomycetes, Peronosporales, Peronosporaceae. The record is from the annotation of a GenBank genome assembly.
AUGGAAGGCGCGCGCGUGUACGUUCCCGACGAGAAGUUUGUAUGGGUCCCAGCGACGGUCGUGUCCGUCACGGACUGCGGCAACGUCUUCCGCGUCCGCGUACAGCCGCCGCGUCUCGACGGCAACGACGACGACGACGCGGACGCGCCCCUUGACGAGCGCACGAUCGACCUCACGGACGACGGUAUGCCCGACUCGCUGCCGCUCCAGAACCUCCGCGCCGACGCAACGGGCGCCGAAGACAUGUGCGCGCUCGGCCACCUGCACGAGCCCGCGAUCGUCUACAACGUGCGCGCGCGCUUCUUUGCGCACGAGCCGUACACGUACACGGGCAAGAUCGUCGUGGCGCUGAACCCGUACCAGUGGCUCAAAGCGCUCUACUCGCGCGAGCUCCGCGACCUCUACACGGCGCGCCCGUGGGACGCCAUGCCGCCGCACGUGUACGCGACGAGCGCCGAGGCCUUCCGCCACAUGCAGCAGCACCGGCUGCCGCAGAGCAUCCUCGUGAGCGGCGAGUCGGGCGCGGGGAAGACCGAGACGGUCAAGAUCCUCAUGGAGCACCUCGCGAGCAUCUCGAUGGCGACCGCCAAGCGCCUGCCGCCCCGCGCGCGCAGCGAAGCGCUUGUGGUCGACAAAGUGCUCAAGAGCAAUCCGCUGCUCGAGGCGUUUGGUAACGCAAAGACCACGCGCAACGACAACUCGAGUCGCUUUGGCAAGUUCACGCAGCUCCAGUUCAACAGCGACGCGUGUCUCGUGGGCGCCGAGUGCCGACACUAUCUGCUGGAAAAGUCGCGCGUCGUGGCGCAGGCGCCUGGCGAGCGGAAUUACCACAUUUUCUACCAGUUGGUGAGCGCGCGCGAGACGGCGUUGGGCUUUGACGCGCGCACGUCGGCCGCGGCGUUCCGGUUCUUGCAGGACGAGCCGCUCACGGUCGACGGCAUGACAGACGUCGAGCGGUACCAAGUGACGCGGGACGCGCUCACGACGAUUGGCGUGAGCGCCACGGAGCAGACGGACCUGUUUAGCGCGCUGUGCGGGAUCCUGCGCCUCGGGCAGCUUGACUUUGUCCCGCUCGACUCGAACAAGGACGACGCGAGUCAAGCGGUCGCGUUUGCUGCGUCGUCGGCCGCGGUCACGGACAAGCAGAUUGAGCAGCAGAAGAUGGAGAUGGAGCAGUGUGCGACGCUCUUGGGUGUGGACAUGGCCGCGCUGGGCGCGCAGCUUUGCAGUCGCACGGUCAAAGCACGACAGGAAGUGUACUGCGUGCCGCUGUCGGCGCACCAGGCUGGCAACAAUCGCGACGCGCUGGCAAAAGAGAUUUACGCGCGCGUGUUUGGCUACUUGGUACGUCGCGUGAACCACAGCAUUUCGAACGCGACAGCGUUCACGCCGUCGUACUUGCACAUUGAUUUGCUGGACAUUUUUGGCUUUGAGUCGUUUGGCCACAAUAGUUUUGAGCAGUUUUGCAUCAACUUUGCCAACGAGAAGCUGCAGCAAAAGUUCACAAUGGACGUAUUCAAGACCGUGCAGGAAGAGUACGAGCAAGAGGGCGUGGCGUGGGAGUUUGUCAAGUACCGAGACAAUCAGGACAUGCUCGACCUGUUGGAGAACUCGAUGGGCGUCUUGGCGCUCUUGAAUGAAGAGUGUGUUCGUCCGAUGGGCAGCGAUCUGUCGUUUGUGUCCAAGCUGGUGUCGUUGCGUGAGUCGCAUCCGCGCCUCGAACGAGCUCGUCUAAGCCAAAUGCACUUUUUGCUUCAUCACUAUGCGAGUCCUGUGACGUACGACGCAAAAGGCUUUGUCGAAAAGAACAAAGACUCGCUCCAGACGGAUUUGCUUGAGCUAUUGGGCACGAGCUCGAACGGAUUGAUGUCGAUGGUAUUCGGUGACGACGAUAGCGCGCCAUUUCUUGCCGACUCCGAGUUGGCUAUGCAUACUGCAACAAUGAUGGAAACAGGACGGCGUGGUACAGUCAGUCGGAAGACGUCUACUUUCAUGCAAGAGACUGUAAGCUACAAGUUCAAGGCACAACUGUCGCUACUAAUGAGCGACAUCUCGAGCACUGAGGUGCACUACGUGCGCUGCAUAAAACCCAAUUCGCAAAAGAGCCCCGACAUCUAUGAAAUUGAUUCGGUCGUGAACCAGCUUCGCUGCGCAGGUGUCGUGGAAGCCAUUCGCAUUACACGCGCGGCAUUCCCGAACAAGAUGGCACAUGAAAAGUUUCUCCGCCGUUUUGUGAUGAUGAGAAACACGAAAACGCCUGCUUCAGUGUCCACAACUGUUACUGAGGCAUGUGAAGUGCUUGCUAAGGAAUUGCUUCGUGGUGAGGAUUUCGUUCGAAAGCACAAAGACAAUGAAGAAUCCACGACUCCUGAUUUCGUCGUCGGAAAAAGCCUGGUCUUUUUUGGCAAGGAUGUGCUGGAGUUUCUGGAGCACAGACGCACGACGUUUGUACACGAUCGAGCAGUCGUGAUUCAGCAAAACGCGCGUCGAUGGUUGGCACAACGAAGAGUCAAAAAGGUUCGCGCUAUGAUUACUAAACUCCAGGCAAGUUAUCGCUGCCAGGUGCAGCGUCGUGCGUUUCUUGAGAAGCGGAGAAAGAGUGUGAUUGUGCAGAGCGUGUGGCGCGGUGUGCGCUCGCGGCAGCGUGUGUAUCUGUUGAUGAAGGAAAAUAGCGCAGUCAGGAUCCAAAGUGCGUAUCGCAAGCAUCUCGCGGAGCAGAGAUAUACGAAGCUUCGCAAUGCCACCAUCAAGAUUCAGUGCCUGCUGAAGAUGAGGAAACAAGUCAACAAGUAUCGCAAGCUUCUGUCUGAACGGAAGGAACACGAUGCGAUGGAGACUGAGGUAGAUCUGUUGAAGCACCGUCUCGAGGACGAAAAGCGUGCUCGCCUGGAAAUUGAAGCGGAGAACUCGUCGUUGCAGCAAAAGCUGAAGGAGGUUCGGAAUUCUUCUGGGCUUAGUGGCAGCAGCAGCGCUUGUGAGGGUGAAGCGCCGCACGCCUAUCAAAGCAGCGCCCGGUCCGGGAAAAUCGACCGAGAGUCGAUGGAUGAUAACAAACUGCUCGACGAUUCUACGCGCAUGAUUGACUACCUUCGAAAGGAAGUCACAAAGGGCCGUGAGCUUGUUCAGACGUUGUCCCACGAGAAUGAAAACCUGAAGGCUGAGAACAAGAAAAUCAAGGAUGCGUAUACAGCUGCUGGUGCAUCAUUUGCUGCGCUGAAUCAGCACAAUAAGCGCCAGUCAAAAGCAAAUCUGCGACUCAUGAGUACACAUGCUGCUCUGAUAAAGUCUCAGGAGGAAAAGAUGAAGCGGUACAAGAAACAGGUAGCCGAGUUGAAGGAAGAUCUGUUGAUGCAACGCUCUGUGUAUUCUGCAGAGCUGAAAGCCCGUGUGCAGCAGCAAGACGUGAUCAUCGAGAUCAUCAACCUCGCAAAGUCCGGUGGCACUUCGCAGGACCUAUUGGAGCGCAUGCGAUCGAUGGCCGUGGACACAAAGCCCUCGCUUGACAACGGCCAGCGUAGUGGCAGCAACGACAUUCGCCGUUCCUCGAUCGCCAGCAAUGUGGCUAAGGUGAGUGAAUACCACGAAAAGCGGUCGGACGCGACAACUUCGAUCGGGUCCAUGCCUCUGUCCGCGUCUCAGAACUCGCACACGUCCCGCAUCGAGCGUCGCGCCACCCUCGAUACGAUCAUGAAUGAAUCAGUGCCACCACCCCACAUAGAGUGUAUGAGUCCUCCUGACCGCGGAAGCCUUCAUCGCAACAGCCUCAGCGCGGAAGAUGGUCAUCGGAAAUCGCGACUAGGAGGCAUGUUUAAGAAAAUGUUCAAGAAGGACGAAUAA